AAUGAUUUUGUGAACUUCAUCUGUCCAUGUCAACUUUGGGAUUUCUCUUUUGUUCUUGUUGUUUGAUUCCAAAUUCGAAUACUCCUUAUUAUUUGGCAAACCCUCUGACAAUCCCGGUUUCAAGCUCGCUGUUCUCUCCACUUUCCCCCAUGGAGAUCAAUUAGAGCCCGAAACGCCGCCACAGUACACACCAUCUCCCUUUCAUAACGACUCACGACGGCACGACUCGAUUCUUUUCAACCCAUUGAACCACUAUUAUAGACCUUAUUUGCCUUGCAUUUUAUCUUCUACUUGACUGGACCGGUUUCUUGAAUCCUCGCCCUAUUCUCCAAUCCCGAGUACGCCUGCGAUGCCCGCCGGUCCCAUGGAUGCCCUCGGGGCUUUCUCCUACUUGUCCGAUAACCUACCAACCUGGAUCACUCGUGUUACCGACCUGGCUGCACACACCGCUGCCAAAAACGCCGAAUAUGCAGAAGCUUAUAAGAAACACGCGACAACAGCAGGCAAGCCUAGACGCCGGCGCAAGAACAGCUCUGUUUGCUCUAUCCACACAGAAGAUAUAUUCCCAUCGACUCAGAUUCCCGACACUCCUACCACCGGUGCUGCAGACCAGAAUCAAGAUCCGGCUGCCAAUGACUCUUGCGCACAGAAUGAGUCUAACGAGAACUCCCGAAAGAGAAGGACGGACGAUGAUGCCGCCGCGAGCUUCGAGGAUCCAACGGCAUCUCUCGUCAGUACUAGGCACAACCUUAUCAUCAACUAUGACGGUCAUACGCAGAAGAUUUUGGAGGAUAUGGUUCGGAAUAUCGUGACGGCCAGAAACAACAUCCGACGAGGGCGAAUGUCUCAGCUUCCACGUAUGGGCUUCCGACAAGGUAUGCCUUCUAUGCCCGGCCGCGGUCCGCCAGACGCAGUAUUGUCCAGCAUUCGCAGUGCACGGAAUCGAGGGCCUCCGGGGCCGCAGAAGGAGACCGCUGCAUUCGAUCUUGCCGACAAGCAACUGGAAGUGGCUCACGGUUUGUGUGAGUCGGCUGCCUACCAGUUCCUCCGUUCGGGGGACUGCAAAUCGGAACUGAGUAGCGUGGAUGAGAAGUUCAAGAUGCUGCUUGAUAUGUCUAGCGUUGAAGUGCGACGACUGAAGGAACAAGAACGGCCACCACCAGAACCGGAGAAGGAGGAAACAACGAUAGAACCCCAGUUAUCAACCUCUAUAUCCGCGAUUGAGCCGAAUGAGAAGCUCAAACCCGCCUCACCAAACGGGGCUGCGACCGGGGCUAUCGAAGUCGAUGAUGACACUUCGGCAUCUUUGGAAGCAAUUGACUUGAAGGCAUUCCGGGCCAACCGUAUGGCCCGCAUGGGGCGUGCACCAGCGUGAUUCUCCUGAUAUCCUGUCGUUGUCUUCCUGUGAUGUUAUUGAGCGAGCGAUUUUGCGUUUACCACGUGGUUAUCCAGAAGCCAUGAAAUCUACGAUUAUUCCUUCUGUCAAUUCCGACUAUCACCAUCGGACCUAUUUUCGAUAUAUCUUCGAUAUUUCUUUUUUACCAUUGGCAUUAUUUGUUUACUUUUACUGAAGCAUAGUGUUGGCAUGGGCGGCGUUCUCUAUUAUCAUGAAAUUACAUACCAACAUCUACCAACAAUCAGAGUAUAUAUCCCAUCCUC
Aspergillus glaucus CBS 516.65 is the source of this 1659-nucleotide messenger RNA. RefSeq lists its product as uncharacterized. The coding region runs from base 350 to 1375 and encodes 341 amino acids. The transcript has a single exon. Lineage: Eukaryota; Fungi; Ascomycota; Eurotiomycetes; Eurotiales; Aspergillaceae. The record is from RefSeq and is a predicted model, not a curated record.